UGCCCCUCCCCCUUCCCGGAGCCCCCCGAGGGGCCGGAGCUCCUGGUCGCGCCGGAUCUUCACGGUGACCUUCCCCUGGGGUCUGCCAAAAUGUCUGAAAGAUCAGAUCUCCUUCACUUCAAGUUUGAAAAUUAUGGAGAUUCAAUGUUACAAAAAAUGAACAAAUUAAGAGAAGAGAAUAAAUUUUGUGAUGUUACAGUUCUCAUAGAUGAUACUGAGGUACAGGGGCAUAAAAUUGUGUUUGCUGCAGGUUCCCCCUUCUUAAGAGACCAGUUUUUACUGAAUGAUUCCAGAGAGGUGAAAAUCUCCAUAUUACAGAGUUCUGAAGUGGGGAGACAAUUGCUCUUAUCCUGUUAUAGUGGUAUGCUGGAAUUCCCAGAGAUGGAACUGGUAAAUUACUUGACUGCUGCAAGCUUUCUUCAGAUGAGCCACAUUGUAGAGCGGUGCACACAGGCCCUGUGGAAAUUUAUAAAGCCAAAACAACCAAUGGAUAGUAAAGAGGGAUGUGAACCACAGAGUGCUUCUCCCCAGACAAAAGAACAGCAGGGAGAUGCCCGAGGCUCUCCAAAGCAGGACUCACCUUGUAUGCAUCCAUCUGAAGACAGUAUGGAUAUGGAGGACAGUGAUAUUCAGAUUGUUAAGGUAGAAUCUAUUGGGGAUGUAUCAGAGGUUAGAAGUAAAAAAAAUCAGAACCAGUUUAUUUCUUCUGAACCCACUGCUUUGCAUUCAUCAGAGCCCCAGCACUCCCUAAUAAAUUCAACUGUGGAAAACAGAGUAAGUGAAAUAGAACAAAACCAUCUCCACAAUUAUGCCCUCUCUUAUACAGGCAGUGAUAACAUCAUCAUGACCUCGAAAGAUGUCUUUGGGCCUAAUAUUCGAGGUGUAGACAAAGGCUUACAGUGGCAUCACCAAUGCCCAAAAUGUACCAGGGUGUUUCGUCACCUGGAGAACUACGCCAACCAUUUAAAAAUGCACAAACUCUUUAUGUGUCUACUCUGCGGCAAGACUUUUACUCAGAAAGGCAACCUUCAUCGACAUAUGCGUGUACAUGCCGGAAUUAAACCUUUCCAGUGUAAAAUCUGUGGGAAAACCUUUUCUCAGAAGUGUUCCCUACAGGAUCAUCUUAACCUUCACAGUGGAGAUAAGCCCCAUAAAUGUAACUAUUGUGACAUGGUUUUUGCACAUAAGCCAGUUUUGAGGAAACACCUUAAGCAGCUGCAUGGCAAAAACAGCUUUGAUAAUGCCAAUGAGAGAAAUGUACAAGACCUCACAGUGGAUUUUGAUUCUUUUGCAUGUACAACAGUCACAGACUCUAAAGGGUGUCAGCCACAAACUGAUGCCACCCAAGUCCUGGAUGCAGGUAAACUGGCCCAAGCUGUCUUGAACUUAAGGAGUGAUAGUACAUGUGUGAAUUGAGUAGGAGCUUAAUGCUCACACUUAGAACUGACUGAGAAUGUGGCAUUAGUCUGAAGUCUUUAGGAAUUAUUUUGUUAGUUUGCCUUUCCAAAACCUCUUGUGUAGGUGGUAGUGAUUGAGCAAAAGCACUAAUAGACCAGGCAACUUACCACUUGGAGUGGUUUUGCCUUCCUUUUGCCCUCUCCCAUUUUCUUUUUUGAGUUAUUUAUCCUGUGAUGUCUGUUUUCCUUUCUCAAGGAAUAAUUCCAUUUGUCUACCUGAUGUUAAUUUAUAUCUUAGACUGACAAUAUUUUAGGCUCUUUUACCAAGCACAUUUUGAAGGUACCAACAAAUGAAUAGCAUAACCUACUUUUAAUAGAUGCUAUGCCAUGAAAAGUGAAUAAUAUUUUUCUUUGGCAAAAAGCAUGGGUUGAGAUAUAAGGUAAUACUGCUGUUGUUCUAAAUAUGUGAUAGCAUCCACUGGAUGCCUACUGAUUAUUCAUUCAUGUCUGAAAACAUGUGAAUCUGCCUUCUAUCAUUUGUACCUGUCGUGGAAGCUGGAUAUAAACAAGUAUGUAGAUUUGUUCUGUACUUUUCAACA
Molecule: messenger RNA, 1996 nt
Organism: Dipodomys ordii (Ord's kangaroo rat)
Lineage: Eukaryota; Metazoa; Chordata; Mammalia; Rodentia; Heteromyidae
Gene: Zbtb26
Product: zinc finger and BTB domain containing 26
Exons: 2
Coding region: 91-1416 (441 amino acids)
Biological process (GO): regulation of transcription by RNA polymerase II
Cellular component (GO): nucleus
Molecular function (GO): DNA-binding transcription factor activity, RNA polymerase II-specific; RNA polymerase II cis-regulatory region sequence-specific DNA binding; protein binding
Source: RefSeq, a predicted model, not a curated record